This is a messenger RNA of Boeremia exigua, 1095 nucleotides long. RefSeq lists its product as uncharacterized. The record is from RefSeq and is a predicted model, not a curated record. Gene Ontology annotation, biological process: positive regulation of transcription by RNA polymerase II. Gene Ontology annotation, cellular component: nucleus. Lineage: Eukaryota; Fungi; Ascomycota; Dothideomycetes; Pleosporales; Didymellaceae. The transcript has 3 exons. Gene Ontology annotation, molecular function: transcription cis-regulatory region binding; DNA-binding transcription factor activity. The coding region runs from base 1 to 1095 and encodes 364 amino acids.
AUGCUAAUUCAGUCAGGAUGCCCCCCGGGCAUCGGGCCAGCAACAGCAACCACCGUCACCCCCCCAACAACAACACCAAGCAGCAUCUCAACAGACCGAACGACAAUCACCUCCGAAGGCGCCUUUCUCCUCCAGACCUAUGUCAAAACCGUCGCCACCUGGAUGGACCUCUUCGACCACUCGCUAACCUACCAACUCCGCGUCCCGCCCCUGGCCCUCGCCUCCCCGCUGCUCUUCCACUGCAUCUGCGCCUUCACCGCCAACCACCUCGCACUCUCCAACACCAGUCUCAACGCGUCCUGGAAGCUCGUCGCCGUGCGGCACUACGGGCUGGCGCUACGCCUCCUAAUCGACGCGCUGAGCACGCCGUUCAGCGAGACCGCCAUGACGGGCAGCAUGCUGCUACUCAGCUACGAAGUGCACGGCGCGAUCCGCUCGGCGGACUACCGCCGCCACUUCCUCGGGCUCACGAUGCUGAUCAAGGCGCACGGCAUCACGGCGCAGUCGCGCGGUACCGACAGAGCCAAUUUCUGGAUCUACUGCCGCCAUGAGAUAGCCGUGGCGCUGGCGAAUGAGCGCAGGCUGGUGCUGGAUCCGGAGGAGUGGGCGGUGGCCUGGCGCGAGGGCGAGGGCCGCGAGGAUGUGCUCGGGAACCAGAUGAUGUGGAUGCUGGCGCGGAUUAUCAAUCUUGUGUUUGGGGCGGAGGGCGCGGCAGCGUCGAGUAGGCCGGCGCGAGAAGCGCUGUUGGAGGAGCUGGAGACCUGGCGGGCGGGGCUGGCGCCGUGCUUUAUUGGGAUUCCGUAUGGCGAGGCGGAUGAUGAUGGGUUCUGCAAGGUAUACUUUACGGUAACGGCGGCGGCGGCGGCGGCCUUCUGGUAUCAUAUCGCUCAUAUCCUGCUGUAUACGGAGCCGGUGUUGCAGGAUGAGAGUUAUAUACCACUGAUUCAGGACCAGGCAAUGAAGAUUACAAACAUCACUAUUUCGGACUUUCCGGCGGCUUUGAAAGUGUUUUCAACACAUGGGCUCUACUAUGGUAAGAUGCUGCUAAGCACAUUAAAACCAUAUCACAGAAGGCGCGGGUAUGGAACGUGUUGA